Messenger RNA from Gasterosteus aculeatus aculeatus (three-spined stickleback), 3127 nucleotides. Its product is annotated as cAMP-regulated D2 protein. Gene Ontology annotation, molecular function: cholinesterase activity. The record is from RefSeq and is a predicted model, not a curated record. Lineage: Eukaryota; Metazoa; Chordata; Actinopteri; Perciformes; Gasterosteidae.
AAUUGAAUGCACUUGUCCCUCGUGACACAUUUCCUUCUUGACUUAUGUGCGGAUCUGUUGCAGGUUCUGGGGGAGAAUAUCAGUGUUCCAACGCAAUAUGGAGAGCUGGCACUGUUUGCUGCUGCUGUGCAUGCUAAGUUUGGCGCUGGCCUCCAGAGAGGCGACGGAACAGGAUGAUGACAUCGACCUUGUCGGCUUUCUGAGAAGUAUCCUUCCUGGGCACCUAGUGAGAGACAAGCCUUUUACCAUUAACAAAGACUUUGGGAUAAAGUCCCUUAGGGAGCUAGGACGCCCUGCGACCGGCUCAAUCUCUCAGCAAGGCAAGGUCAAGCCAGUCCAUUGGGAAGCAAACGGGGCGCCUGGACCACUGGUGGUGACUAAAGACGGCCCGAUCACGGGGGUUACAGUGGACAAGGCCCAUAUUUUCUAUGGAAUACCGUAUGCAGACCCCCCUGUUGGGGCUUACCGCUGGAAGCCCCCCAGACCUGCGAGUCCUUGGCUGGGGGUUUAUGAUGCCUCCUUCCCCAGGGCGGCAUGCAUGCAGGCCUGCAGCGGCCCCAUGGCUGAGGAGUGUCCUCGGAUAGUGAGCGAGGACUGUCUCUACCUCAACGUCUUUGUCCCUCUGGAUGUGGACUUCAGCUGUCCGCUGGUGGCCCCUCUGCCCGUCAUGGUGUGGAUCCAUGGUGGGGAUUUCAUCGCUGGCUCUGCCUCCAAGCCGCUGUACGACGGGCGCUUCAUCAGCAACGCCACCAAAAGUGUUGUGGUGAGCCUGGAGUAUCGACUGGGCGCUUUUGGGUUCCUCGUAUCGGGCAAAGACGCCCACUCAGCUGUUGGGAAUUACGGGAUCUUGGAUCAGCAGGCUGCUCUUCUUUGGGUCCAGCGCAGCAUUGCAGCGUUUGGAGGUGAUCCCAGCAAGGUGACAAUAUUUGGGGAGAGUGCAGGUGCUCAGUCGGUGAGUCUUCACCUGAUGAUCCAGAGCAGCAAGCCCCUGUUCAAACAGGCCGUCCUGCAAAGUCUCCCAUUCUCCAUCCCGCUGAAGAGCAGACACGACGCAUUGAAGCUGGGGAAAGACUUCGCCAAACAGACAAACUGCUCUGUGAGCGACAUCGUCUGCCUGCUGUCUCUCGCUCCGCAGGCCGUCCUGGCCGCCCAGAUGAAAACAAGUUCCAAGGUUGUGAACCCGUUCAGGUUCCUUGAGGUGUUUGAGACGUGGGGUCCUUUUAUUGAUGGGGAGUUCAUAAAAGAGCAAGCUGUCACUGCAUUCCAGAAGGGCCACUGGCAGAAAGAGAAGCCGGUGCUGCUGGGUACGACUUCAGAGGAGGGCGUGAUCUUUGCGUACGGAGUCUUCAAUAAGCCGGUCUCCGCAUUGGAAAGCGCUGUGUACGUCACCGCCAUCUUUAAACAACACGCACUGCGGAUCCUGCACAAGUAUCUGCCCCUGUACAGGGAUGCUGACCGCAGGGGUAUGCUGGCUCAGAUUGUCACAGACUACGUCUUCCAUUGUCCAUCCAGGAGCUCGGCGCGUGCUGGCACAGCAACUGGCAGCAAAGUGUGGAUGUACAUGUUUGACCACGUGGCAUCAGACCCUCGCGUGUGGUCCGGCCUGACUUUCUGCUACGAGCACGCCUGUCACGGCGCCGAGCUGCCCUUUCUCUUUGGCUCUGCUUCGGUGGCCAACUUCACGCUGUCAUUAUCAGAGAAGCUGCUGUCCAAUCGGAUGCUGUGCUACUGGGGCGCCUUUGCACACACUGGUGACCCUUCCUCCCGGGCCCAACAGACGACUUUCUGCCACCAGCAGCGUCUGCCAGUUUGGCCGCGCUAUGCCGACACCAGCAGCUGGCUAGUCAUGAACCUGACGGUGCGUUCACAUGCACAAGUGGGAACCAGGGACCAUAUAUGUGACUUCUGGGACCAUCUUGGCAUCUAUUAUUGAGAGGUAGUGGAUUAUUGUCGGACCGCACAAAUCCGUGGUUUUAUUACGCAGUUUACCUUAACCAUCGCGGUGUAAAAUAAAGUUUGACUGAUCGUGUUAUCGGCCACAUCAGGUAAACCCCAGCGUUAUUAUGAUGUGUUCACAUGUGGUCUCUUAAAAUGUAGUUUUAGUGGGAAACUUAAAUAAAUCCUUUUUUACAGAGAUUUUUUCAUAGUUACAUAAAAACAUCACGUUAGAUGUUAGAAGAUUUGUUUUAAUCAAUUAAGAUAUAAAUAUCUUGUAUUUCCUCAUUUUAUUUGUGUGCCUUUAUGAAAUAACAUUAUUAACUUCUUUAACAACGUAAAAAGAGAACAUUUACGACUGUGAUGCAUUCCUAACCCUGAGUUUCUGAUCCGUUACACCACUAUUGAGGAGCAACAGGCUCGGCAGGGACGUGGAGGGUUACUUUGUAUUGAAGUACCAAUGAUACAUGCUUUUAUCCUCGUCCCUGAGACUGCCACUUACGUCACUAAAUCUAGUUAAAGAGUUCAUCAUGAAAAUACAGAUUUCGCAGCAUUCGCAAAUUACCAUUGGAGCUUCGCUACCAAGCAGCAUUAUUUCAAUAAAUCUGCAGCUUUUAGGAAGAAAAUGUUAUAAUGGUGUCCUCUCUUCAGAGAACAAAUGUCCAUAUCCAUCUAAAAGAUAUAAACUUUCUGUGAUCUUCUAUUGUUCACCAGUAGGUUGUGCCUCUCCAGUCAGAGCCACGAAGAUACAGUACGUUCCGUUCAACCUGAAUGAGUUUAGAGUGGUUCACCUUCAAGCCUCAAAAGCUUAAUUAACAAAAGCUUUAAAAGGAGGUGGGAAUAGAGAGACAUUCGUUGGCACAAGUUAUCAAAAUAAGUUAAUCAAAAAGAAGUGUCCUGAGACCUGAGAAAAGGGUCAGUUUUCUCUUUUCAACCGCAUUUGUACAUCAAAUCAAAUGUACAAGUAAAAUGAAAUGCUGGUGUAUUGUGGUGUGCGUUUCUGUUCAACUUCAAUAAUCUGUACUGGUGUAAACAUCCUGUAUGUGGCAGGUGAUUGUGUCUAAAUGCUUUAACUGAUUUUAUUUCAGGUUUGAAUCCCACAGCUCAUGUCAAAUAUGCAAUUUACUUUUGUAGAUCAUUUAUGUCCAAGGUAAGAUAUAAGAUGUGUUUUAUUAAAACGCUUAAUUUCUCA